Messenger RNA from Ipomoea nil (Japanese morning glory), 3421 nucleotides. RefSeq names its product pentatricopeptide repeat-containing protein At2g22070. The coding region runs from base 367 to 2724 and encodes 785 amino acids. Gene Ontology annotation, molecular function: zinc ion binding; protein binding; RNA binding. Gene Ontology annotation, biological process: RNA modification. The transcript is spliced from 5 exons. Lineage: Eukaryota; Viridiplantae; Streptophyta; Magnoliopsida; Solanales; Convolvulaceae. The record is from RefSeq and is a predicted model, not a curated record.
CAUUUUCAAUCAUCUUCAACUUUCACUUCCAGGGGCUCUUCUGCGCUUCAGUCGUUGGUCGAUUCUACGCACCUACAACCAGCAGUUCCACAUUCUCUCUUCAUCUCAGCCCGUUGCUCCACGGCCGUCCAUCCGUUUCCAGCGACCGACAACUGCAACAACUUGCAAAUGCUCAGGCAAGAUGCAAUAUUUGUACAUGGCGUCACAACUUUUGAGAAUUGAACGAGUAACUACAUGCACUUUCAGAAAUCUUUACUCGCCCAGAUCUUCAGUAACUACACGCACUUUCAAGUUAGCUAAUGAAGACUUAAGGAAACCAGUUUCUCUUUCUACCAAUAUAAUUUGUUAAUUUUGUCAACUCCUAUUAUGACACACCAAAACUCACAUCCUAUGACCUCGCUGUCUGAUUUUUAUGCCUCACUCCUCCAGACAAGCUUGAAACUCAAAGACCCAGUUGCCAUAAGAUCGAUUCAUGCCCGGAUAAUCAAGUCUGGGCUCCACUUAGGUCCGUUCCUUGUGAAUAAUCUCAUCAAUGCAUAUGGAAAAAUUGAGUUUAUUUCUGAUGCACAAAGUCUGUUUGAUGAAAUGCCUACAAGGGAUGCAUCGUCUUGGAACACAUUGCUAUCUGCGUAUGCAAAAAGGGGUAUGAUCCAUGAAGCACGUCUCAUUUUUAAUGAGAUGCCUUGUCCUGAUGAUAUCACGUGGACCACUAUGAUUGUCGGGUAUAACUUAAUUGGUCAGUUUAAAGUUGCAAUUAGGACUUUUCUUGAGAUGGUUGGAUGCAAUGUGUUGCCUACCCAGUAUACAGUUACAAGCAUUCUUGCUUCUUGUGCUGCAAUUAGAUCAUUGGACAUAGGCAGGAAGGUUCAUUCUUAUGUUGUGAAAUUUGGGUUGAGUAAGUAUGUCUCUGUAGACAAUUCAUUGUUGAAUAUGUAUGCCAAAUCAGGUGAUGUUAGUACAGCUGAAAUUGUUUUUGAUAGGAUAGCAAUAAAGAACAUUUCUAGUAGGAAUGCAAUGAUUUCAUUGCAUAUGCAAACUGCUCGAGUUGAUCUUGCAUUGGCACAGUUUGAGCAAAUGAAUGACAAAGAUAUUGUUUCCUGGAAUUCAAUGAUUGCAGGUUAUAACCAGCAUGGAUUUGAUGUUGAAGCUUUAAAUAUGUUUUAUAGAAUGCUUAGGGAAUCCUUGCUGAAGCCUGACCAUUAUACUUUAGCAAGUGUACUAUCAGCUUGUUCUAAUCUUGAAGAGCUAAAUGUAGGGAAACAAAUCCAUUCUCAUAUUCUUAGAACUGAGUUUGACUCUUCUGGGGCAGUUGGGAAUGCUUUGAUAUCCAUGUACUCACGAUGUGGUGCAGUAGAAAUUGCCCGAAGGAUUGUGGAGCAUAGUCGAAUAUCCAAUUUAAAUGUGAUUGCUUUUACCUCCCUACUGGAUGGCUACAUCAAACUUGGUGAUAUAGAUCCAGCAAGGAAGAUUUUUGAUUCACUAAAGGACCGGGAUGUGGUUGCAUGGACGGCUAUGAUUGUCGGCUACAUGCAGAAUGGCUUAAACAAUGAUGCAAUGGAUCUCUUCAGGUUAAUGUCUGAAAUUGGGCCAGAACCGAAUAACUAUACUCUAGCAGCUAUGCUGAGUGUUUGCUCGAGCUUAGCAUCUUUGAAUCAUGGCAAACAAAUCCAUGCUGCAGCUUUAAAAUCAGGAGAAGCAUCAUCAGUUUCUGUAAGUAAUGCCUUGAUUACCAUGUAUGCAAAGUCUGGAAACAUAAGUUGUGCACAGAGAGUAUUUAAUUUGAUACACUGGAAAAGAGAAACUGUAUCUUGGACUUCAAUGAUCCUAGCCUUAGCUCAACAUGGAUUUGGAGAGGAAUCCAUACAGUUAUUUGAGAAUAUGUUGGCAAUGGGUAUAAGACCUGAUCAUAUCACUUAUGUAGGUGUUCUCUCUGCUUGUAUACAUGUUGGCUUGGUAGCACAAGGUCGCCUAUAUUUCAGGAUGAUGAAAGAUGUGCAUGGUAUUGAACCCACCUCAAGCCACUAUUCCUGCAUGAUUGACCUCUUUGGACGUGCUGGACUGCUGCAAGAAGCACAAGAUUUUAUAGAGAAGAUGCCAAUUGAACCAGAUGCAAUAGCUUGGGGUUCAUUGUUAGCUUCCUGUAAAGUUCACAAGAAUGUUAAACUGGCAAAACUUGCAGCCGAGAGAUUGCUUUCAAUUGAUCCUGAAAAUAGCGGGGCCUACUCAGGACUUGCUAAUGCCUACGCGGCUUGCCAUAAGUGGGAAGAAGCUGCUAAAAUUAGAAAAUCAAUGAAGGAUAGGCAAGUUAAGAAAGAACAAGGAUUUAGCUGGAUUCAGAUAAAGAAUGAAGUUCACGUGUUUGGGGUUGAAGAUGUGCUUCAUCCCCAAAGGGAUGCUAUAUUUCAGACAAUGGAAAAAAUAUGGAAAGAGAUUAAGAAACUGGGUUUUGUUCCAGACACUGAAUCAGUGCUGCACGAUCUUGAUCACGAGUUGAAAGACCAGCUCCUUCGGCAUCAUAGUGAAAAGCUUGCUAUUGCAUUCGGGCUACUAAAUACCCCAGAUAAUACUACUUUAAGGAUCAUGAAAAACCUUAGAGUUUGUAAUGAUUGUCACUCUGCAAUUAAAUACAUCUCCAAGCUUGUUGGCAGAGAAAUUAUUGUUAGGGAUGCCACUCGUUUUCACCAUUUCAAAGAUGGGUUUUGCUCUUGUCGGGAUUAUUGGUAAGGUGGAUGGAGAAAAUGUUACCACUUGGGGCUAUGAUUGGAGUACUAAACCUGAACCUGGUAGCUCAAGAUUGGGGCAAAUUUUUGUUUGCUGGUUUUGGUAUUUUCUGCAUCAUCUGCUGUCAGAUUCAGGAACUUCUUGAUAGAAGAUCUGAAACAGAAUUGAUGCUACAAUCUUACCUUGUUCAGAAAGUUGCUUUAUUUUGGCCUGCUACAUUAUAGAGAUUAGAGGAGAUAUACAUAUAUGCUUGAUGGGUGACCCAGGGGUUGCAAAAGGGACUCGCUAGACUCAGGUUCUCAGAGACUGUUGCUCAAAGUGAUGUAGAUGAGGCACUUCGCGUAAUGCAAAUGUCAGAAGUUUUCAUUGUAUUCAGAUGAUCGUCAAAGAUCUGGGUUGGACGCGAUAUCUGACAUAUAUUCAAUCUUGCGUGACGAAGCUGCUAGGAUUAACAGGAUGGAUGUUAGCUAUACGCAGGCACUCAACUGGAUUUCUGGAAAGGCCAUGAGGUGUCCUGAGCAGGCCCUAAUUGUAGGAGACACCUUUAAGCCCGUACCAUACACAGACUAAUCUCCAUUCUGAGCGGGUCAGCCCAAUUAAGGGGCAAAGUGCUGAUCAGAUUGGUUUUUCCAUACGAGAAGGGGUUCGAACUCCCAACCUCUCUCAAGGGAUGAGAGUGAACGGGCACUCACGUCAACUA